AUGUCUUCCGAGUCGGAUGGUCAGUGCGGCCGACCACCUGACCCAAACCUUUUUACCUGCCGCUCUGCGAUUGGAGAGUCAACAGCAGAUGCAAGAAACACUAGCUUAAAUAGAUUGAGUGACAUGGAUUUUUGUGAUACUGAAAGUGUAAUUAGUGUAGAAAAUGAAUCAGUUAGUAGUUGUGAUUUGAAUAUUAAGAAUAGUGUUAAUGUUAAUUAUAAAUAUAAUAUCAACGAUGUAAGUGCAGAUAAUAAUAAAAGGGAAACGUUAGAACUAAAGGAAAAUAAAGGGGAAAACAGUAAUUUAGCGUUAAAUAACAGUGAUACAACAAUGGAAAUAACAAAAGAUCUAAUAAGUGACGACAACAAUAUAAACGAUCAAAAUAAAUCAAAUGAAAGAGUUAAUCCAUUAAAUAAUUUGAUACGUUUUGAAGGUUGCGAUAUGGGCUCUUACACUAUAUUUGUUGAAUCCAAGGACAAAAAUAUAGGCCGACUGCACCCGAUGGCCUUGGGAAAAAUCAUACAUAAUGCAGGGGCAUAUUUCAAAUUUGGUUUGACAGAAGUUUCGGUUAUAGGAAAAAAUAAAGUAAAGAUGGAAUUUAAAAGCGCCAGGGUGGCGAACAAAAUUCUAGAUGACAAAAUUUUAGAAAAAAAUAAUCUGAAGGCAUACAUCCCGAAAUACCUACUUGUAAGGCAUGGCAUAAUAUUUGAUGUGGAUGCCAAUCUCUCAGAACAAGAAAUUAUAAACGCCAUUGAAACAGAUAUUCCGAUUAUAGACGUGGUAUGUUUAAGACCGAAAAAUAAUAAUACAAUAAAAUACUCAUCACAAUGUGUCAAAUUAACGUUUAGGGGCACAAGUUUACCGAAUAAGGUAGCUAUACAUUCGGUAAAAUGUGAGGUUCGACCGUUUGUACAGAAAGUGGUCCAAUGCUACAAAUGCUGUCGAUUCAAUCACGUUAAGGACCAAUGUAGAGGAAAAGAGAGAUGUAUGAAAUGUUCCGGAGAACAUAAUGCGAAAAUAUGUAUAGCAUCCAAAUUUCUAUGUGCGUUGUGCAAUGGGGAUCACCCUGCAAAUGAUAAAGAAUGCACGAAUCUAGCAUACCAUGAAGCCAGAAAUAUAUUAUAUAAAGACAGCUAUGCAAACAAGUCAAAAGCCGGAUUCAGUUUCACGGGCAAAGAUAAAGAAUUUCCAGGUUUGUAUGCAAAACCUGCAUCUAGUACAGACAGCAAGAUAACUAAAAAUAGGUUCGACGCCCUUUCUGAUUUAGAGGAGGAGGAGCAACCGGAAUUUUUAAAUCCGACAACCUUUCAUAAACCUAAAAGAGCGACUUACAAAAUUACCAAAAGCAAUACUCCAUUCAAUUCUGGAUCCUCAAUAAAAAAACAGUCAGUGAAGGAACCUGUAUCAAAUAGAAAUAACAAAACCGAAUUUAACCUCAACCCAAGAAAAAGGUUAAAACCGAGCGUGGAACGUGAAUCUGCAAUAGUCGAAAAUAAUGUUGAAGCAAUGUUCAACAAGAUGGUUCAUUAA
Ctenocephalides felis (cat flea) is the source of this 1530-nucleotide messenger RNA. RefSeq lists its product as uncharacterized. The coding region runs from base 1 to 1530 and encodes 509 amino acids. The record is from RefSeq and is a predicted model, not a curated record. The transcript is spliced from 2 exons. NCBI's taxonomy places the organism in Eukaryota, Metazoa, Arthropoda, Insecta, Siphonaptera, Pulicidae.